Suillus fuscotomentosus is the source of this 1647-nucleotide messenger RNA. RefSeq lists its product as uncharacterized. The coding region runs from base 107 to 1489 and encodes 460 amino acids. NCBI's taxonomy places the organism in Eukaryota, Fungi, Basidiomycota, Agaricomycetes, Boletales, Suillaceae. The transcript has 4 exons. The record is from RefSeq and is a predicted model, not a curated record.
CGUGAACUCGCGCCUGUGGUAAAAGCAAUGAAACCAACUUUAUCACGUGCCCGUCGUAACAUGGAUCACAGAACGAAUAUGUCGCAUCUUCACUCAGACUACCACUAUGGUGCAUACAAAUCCAGUAGACGACGAAGAACUUGACAACGAUCCAGGAGCAUAUGUUCUUGGGUUUGGUAAACACGCUGGUGAACGACUCGAUUCCAUCCCCACCCACUACAGGUUGUGGGCGACAGGAGCCGAAUGUCAACAUUUCCACUGGUAUGCAGAUUUAAAAGAGGCCAAUGAUCGAUAUGAAGAACAACUUCUCCAAACUCCUGAAGCCUACACCUUAUCCUUCGGAAAACAUCAAAACAAAAGACUUGAUGAAGUACCAGAAGAUUACAUUUGGUCUGUUAUCCGCCCUUCGUUUUCUAAUAAUCCCUGGUACCAAAGCCUGGUGGAAGCACAUCGUCGUUACCUGGACCAGGUAUACCAAAACAAAUCACCAGGCUCAGUUGACAUCUGGUUUGGGCAGCAGUGCCGGGGGUACCCACUCAGCUCGGCCUACAAGCGGCGUGGUUUCAUUGAAUUUUGUCUGAGACCAGAGCAUAACAACUUUAAGUGGUAUUACAAAUUUAAAGACCUAGUUCGGAGGUACGAAGCGCAUCUCGCGAGCCACCGACGGCCAUACCGCAGAAGAAAACCUGCAAAUGUGGAAAACCCCGUAGGGGAACUUCUGGGACAUUGGGACGACCAUGGGUCUGUGGAGCCAGGUGAUGAAUAUGAGCGGGAUGACUUUGUAGUCGACGAUGGUGAGGGGGAAGAUGAAGAUUCCCAAGAAGAUAGUGGUUCCCAAUCAGACGAUAGCAACGACGACCACGGAUUUGAUGAUUUCCAGGGUGAAGAGAUAUAUGAUGAUUCGGAAGUCAAUACAACCGGUGACCCAGACGGAUCAAGUCCAGAGCAGCCUUCUUGCGCGAGUGCGGCUGUCUCUCAAGCCUCGGAGUCGGAGUCGGACUCAGAUUCGGAUGACAAUACGCCUUUGGACGAAUUGCCCCACAAGAUCAGGGCAAAACGUGUUUCCGGGAAAAAGAAGGCAGAGGUCGUAUCCUCGCCCAGUAAUGAUGAUAUCGCUGCUCAGCCCCCACAAAAACGCCGCAAAGGUACCGAUCAUUUUAUGAGCUGUUCAUGCAUGAUCACAAGUGUCACGAUGGCAGGCCUUCGCUUGGUCCGUGAUAGGCCUGCCAGGAAUGAAUUCAAUUCUGUAGCAGAGCCCGUCGCUUCGAUGUCGCAUCUUGAUGAACAAGAACUCUCUCACUCGGGGUCGUUCCAGGAAUCAGCUGCAAGUUCAAGCACGGCUGAUGAAUCGCAAGUUGAGGAUGAGUCUUCGCAAAGCGACAACAAGGAAUUAUCGGACGAUUAUAUUCCUCCUCCCUCACUCUUGGGAGGCUAUUAUCGUUCGCUUCCACGUGUAAUUCCUGGCUUCUAUCACCAGAAGAUGUCUUAGCGGAGCUCAAUGGCGUACGAGCAUUCGCGAUGAACUUUGAUAAUAAUAUUCGUCCGAGCUGCGAUGUAGUAUAGAGCCCAUUUCAUUUCCGAGCUCAGGUGCAGGAGUUACGUGACAGUAGUGCGAAAAUCAUGACCACAGCCACUUUCAUCGUGAUC